Pelmatolapia mariae (spotted tilapia) is the source of this 675-nucleotide messenger RNA. RefSeq names its product histone-lysine N-methyltransferase 2D-like. Bases 1 to 675 code for a protein of 224 amino acids. Lineage: Eukaryota; Metazoa; Chordata; Actinopteri; Cichliformes; Cichlidae. The record is from RefSeq and is a predicted model, not a curated record. The transcript is spliced from 5 exons.
AUGGGUUUCUUCGAGAAGGAGAGGGCAGUGAGGCACAGUUCCCCGCCCCCCGACGCCCCUCGCGAUGUCCCUCCUUCUUCAACUAACCCUGUGCAGAGGAGCCGUGAGAGCCAGGAACUUAUGGGUUUCUUCGAGAAGGAGAGGGCAGUGAGGCACAGUUCCCCGCCCCCCGACGCCCCUCGCGAUGUCCCUCCUUCUUCAACUAACCCUUUCCAGAGGAGCCGUGAGAGCCAGGAACUUAUGAGGUUUGAAGUGAGGCAUAGUUCCCCGCCCCCCGACGCCCCUCGCGAUGUCCCUCCUUCUUCAACUAACCCUGUCCAGAGGAGCCGUGAGAGCCAGGAACUUAUGAGUUUUGAAGUGAGGCAUACUUCCCCGCCCCCCGACGCCCCUCGCGAUGUCCCUCCUUCUUCAACUAACCCUGUCCACAGGAGCCGUGAGAGCCAGGAACUUAUGAGGUUUGAAGUGUCUGUGUGGUGCAGCUGGUCUGGUCUGUCUCUAUACAGUCCAGGCUGCACCCGCCUACAAAAGGUGGAGGCUCACCAGGACAUGCACACCUCACAAGUUCCUGGCUCUCUCGACUCGGUUGAAGAUGGGUUUCUUCGAGAAGGAGAGGGCAGUGAGGCACAGUUCCCCGCCCCCCGACGCCCCCCGCGAUGUCCCUCCUUCUUCAACUAA